GAGGGUGUUAAGCAGUGAGAAACGCAACUAUUUUGAUAUUAGAAACGAUUUCCAAGAAUGUAAAACGUGCAUACUACACUUAACAAAAAUUUCGUCCCGUGCAUGUAGCGUGCUUUAUAUUAGAAUUAACACUUAAGUCCCUCCCACAUCAGGGUUGGACCACAAUCCAGAAACUGUAUUGAUUUGUAGUUAGACAGCCUCAUAGCUCAAAUCAUCCUCGCCAUUCAGCUAAAAGCGCAUUUGAGUGCACAAGACAGCUCACGCGCGGCAAGCAACAGCGUUUGCGAGUGUCGCGAAUAUGCCGUCAGACCAAGAAGUGCUGACACCUGCGCAGGUGCGUAUGUUGCAGGUACAGCAACAACUAAUUCAGUCACAGUUUCAAGAGCAAAAUAAAAAGAAAGCGGAAGAAAGAGCAGCUCAUGCGAUCUCGGCAUCUAGCAGCAACCAGGGUGAUAUGCAUGGAAAUGAAAGGGGUGACGGUCAGAUUCUUGAGAAUAUUCCCGAGGAUAGUGCAUCUCAUGCAGGACAGUCGCACAGCAACAAUUUGGGUGAAGCACAAAGCACGGGGUUGAGUCAAAAAAAUUUGGCGGCAUUACCAAGUACAAAGCCGAACAAAGCAGCUGGUGUCCCACAAAAUGGACACAUGUAUAACCCUCAUGGACUUAGUGCGAGUACAUCUGCAAUCAACAACUCAGCUGUAAACGUGAACGCCACUGGUAUGAUUCCUUCAGAGAGUAUGCAUCUAUACACUGAUCCAAGAAGCACAUUGCAUCUCAAUCAAGGGAAUGGCCAAGGCGAGAGUCAGACCACGUUCAUUGACCCAAGAUUACGGGGUGUCCCCGCUGAGAGUAUGCAUCUGUUCGUGGAUCCUCGAAGCGUCCAAAAUGUAUCAAAUACCGGUGGAACUAACGCACACAUGUACCAACAGGGAUAUAUGCAACCGAUUCAGUCCAACCAGACCCUGCAAUUGGAUCCCCAUACUCAAGCGCAGCUUCAGUCUCAGAUACUUCAAAACAAUGUGGCAGCACAAAGACAGGGCGUGCCACCGCCUGCUGCGGGAUACAAUUCCAUGUAUGAAUUGGGCUGCAAUGAUAAUCUACCUGUAGAUGAUGUUCAAAAGCCAAAGACCAAUCCCUUAUCGCCAAGGACCCGGAAACUAUACUACAGUCUCGCGAUUGUAGGGUUCCUCUUCUGGGUCAUAGGCUUGGUGGGUGUAUCGGGUACAACCUCUUAUACCUCGGACCUGCUAGGAGGAUACGACGUGUUGAGUAGAAACCACCUGCGAAUGGCUUGGUUCAGUUUCUGGCUGUUUGUAUUCAUCUUGUUUGUCACCAUAAUCGUCGUGUACCUCCGGGGUAUGAACUCGUCGCGGGCCCUGCUGAUGCCUGUGUGGACCAUCACCAUUCUGACCUUGAUAAUUGCCGCGGAUUACGCACUUACGCUAAAUGACCAGCUCACAUUUGUGCCAACCAAUGAGGGGGAUCUGAUCCAGGCGAACAACGCCUCCUACCUAUCGACAACGAGCAAUUAUAUUGUAGUGACCUAUAUAGGUGCUAUAUUAAUGGUCAUUCUAAGCGCCUUCGUCUUGUUCUUGACGGCCUGCUAUGACAGAACGCAAUUCCUUCGAUAAACCGGGUAUAAAAGAUCAGCCUACAGACAAAAUUAGCACGACGGCGAUUGAUAGAUCAACUCAGUAGUUUCCUUGUAAAUAUAAAUUGAAUUGUUGCAUGUACUUCACUUUGGGGUGCUAUCGACGUGAACAGUAAAUGAAACCGAAGGUUUCUCGCCUGAAAAUUUGGCGUAGUUAUAAAAUUAAUAUGUGC
Messenger RNA from Sphaeroforma arctica JP610, 1823 nucleotides. RefSeq lists its product as hypothetical. The coding region runs from base 299 to 1630 and encodes 443 amino acids. The transcript has 6 exons. NCBI's taxonomy places the organism in Eukaryota, Ichthyosporea, Ichthyophonida. The record is from RefSeq and is a predicted model, not a curated record.